Molecule: messenger RNA, 939 nt
Organism: Culex quinquefasciatus (southern house mosquito)
Lineage: Eukaryota; Metazoa; Arthropoda; Insecta; Diptera; Culicidae
Exons: 4
Coding region: 1-939 (312 amino acids)
Source: RefSeq, a predicted model, not a curated record
AUGGUUGACAUCACUGGUAACCUUUCCCUAAUCACCGAACUUCUGUCCGAGAUAGAAGCUGCCGUGAACGGAAGACCGAAUGUACAUCUGAUUCGACAAGAUGUGUCCAACGCGAUCAUCAACCACGUUAACUACACUAAGCAGUCUUUCCACGACGAGCACGAGAGCACACGAAAAGAAGUCCAAAACACCAAGCAGUUUCUCCUGGAGAGAGGGGACUGGGUUGUCACCAAGGCGGACAAGGGGAAGACAGUGGUGGUGAUGAAGCGGGAAGAGUACGAUGAGAAGAUGCAAGCACUGGUGAGCGAUGUGGAGACGUACGAGCAGAUUGCGAGGGACCAGACCAAGAAAACAUGCAAAAGUAUCAACAAACAAAUCGAUGAAUGGGCGAACAAGGGUUUCAUCAAGCAAUCGGAGGAUGGAAGGCCGCUGAGGAUCAUCAACUCAACGAUCGGUACGGCUACGUACAAGAUGGCACGGUAUCUGUCCAACAUCCUCAACCAGGUAACGGGUAAGACUGAGCACCACAUCGUCAACAGUUUCGAGUUUGUGGAGGAAAUCCGUGGGAAGCAAAUAACCGAGGAGAACAUUUUGUUUUCCCUUGACGUAGUGUCUCUCUUCACGAACGUGCCGGUCGAUUUUGCCAUUGAAUCGAGGUUUGGUGUCCCGAUGGGCUCUCCACUAUCACCAGCGGUGUCGAACAUCGUGCUGGAGAGAAUUGAGAGAGCAGCUCUGGAGAACUUGAUGGCCCGUGGGAUCGUGCCAGUGUUCUUCAAGCGGUACAUCGAUGACUGUUUGCUGUGUGCGAGAUUGGAAGAUGUUGAAAUUGUACUGGAGGUUUUCAACAGUUUUCAUCAGCGUUUGCAGUUUACGAUGGAAAUGGAAGUAGAUAUGAAGCUGAAGUUUCUAGACGUAAUACUGCGAAGAGAGGGAACGUGA